AAUAUUUUGAAUCCUUUUCAUUAUGGCUGUGGCAACGGGUAGAAAAACAUCUGCAAAACUGAUAUCAGUCAAUUCAAACGAAGGAUUAGUAAGCGAGAAGAGAACAACCAAAGAUGUUCAAAGAGCGGCAAUAAAUAAUGUGAACCAAACGUCCGAUUCCAAUAACAAACUUUUACCCUCUUCACCUACUGAAACAGUUGUCAUUCCAAUAGGUCCUGCAUCUGAUAAAAUUCGACCUUGCUCAGGAUCAUCCAUUUUGAAGCGCAAUGCUCGACCUUCAUCUGGACAUUCAGUAAAGUUUGUAGAAACAGAGACUAUUAUUGCAAUACAGAACGCUUCGACUAGUUUUCCAAUCAGUGAGAAUACUAGUUCAAAUUCAGAUUUCAAUACAUCACUGGGGACCAUUAAUCAACAAAAACUGCUAAAAGUACUUAGUAAUGCAUCAAACAAAUCUUGCCAUCAAACAGGUAUUCCACCUUUAAGCAAAAACUCUCGUACAAGUUCUAAAACACAAACCUCACAUGAAGGAAUAGAAAAUGAUAGUAUACCCACAAAAACUGAUAUGGCGAUGGAACAUGAACUUAACAAUGGUAUGUCUUCCCGAACACAGUAUAACGUAGAUGAAAAUAACUGUGAAGAAAAUUUCAAGAGCAGUACACAUAAUCAUGAAUCAUUGGGCGCAAGAAAACUUGGAUCCACUGGUGACAAAGCGGUGGUUAACACCGGAAAUGACAGUGCUAAUCAGCAGAGAGAACAAAAAGAAGACAAAAAGAUGGCAAUGAAUUCAAAACCAGAAUCCAACGACAUUUCUUUGAAUUCGUUAAAUGAAAAAGGAGAAUUAACGGGAGAAGAAAUACAGAUAGAUAAAGGAAAUGUAGAAGGUUCAGAAGAAUACAUUGAGGAUAUGCCAAACACAUCUAAUGAGAAUAUGCCAAAUAUAUCAUCACAUCAACCAUCAUUUGGAAGAACUGGAGAGAGAAAAACUCAUACUCAAAGACAAGUCUCAUUUCAUCGGAAGAAAGUUAUAUACAACACUGAUCUUUGCCCCACUGAUGGUGACAUGAUAAGGGAGGGCUACUAUCAAACUAAAGGAUGUGAAAUAGAGAGAAGACAUAUUCGACAUAGAGAUCUCAAAGAAAUAAUGGCAGAACAAACUGUGUCCGAGAAUGAGGAAGUUCAGUUUCAAGAUACCACAAAUCUGAAAGGAUAUGAAAAUAGAGACAUCGAAAACAGAAUACCUGAUAUAAGAACUGAUUCUAAUGAAAUACCUUCCCAAGCAAAGAAAAGACUGCACGAGUUGUAUAAAGAACUUAAAAGAGUUCGUGAAGAAAUUGCACUGAUGUAUUCUCUUGAGGAGGCAGACAAAGAAAGGAUGGAAUGUGAUAAAAAUAGUAAAAAUGAUGAUAAUGGACACGAGCAUAAGGGAAGCGGUGACAGCGAAGAGGAAAUGAAUGACUCAAAAAGUGUAGAAGUGGAGAGAGAAAAUCAAGUCGUAGAAAGAAUAUCAGAUAAAGACUCAGAAAAUACAGAAGUGGAAAAAGAAAAGGAAGUAAUUGAUAAGAUAUCAGUUAAAGGCACUGAAAAGACAGAAGUGAAAAAAGAAACGGAAAUCAAUAAUAGGAUAUCAAUUAAAGACCCAGAAAAGACAGAAGUGGAGAAACGAAAGGAAGGAACUGAGAAGAUAUCAGUUAAAGACACAGAAAAGACAGAAGUGGAGAAACGAAAGGAAGGAACUGAGAAGAUAUCAGUUAAAGACCCAGAAAAGACAGAAGUGGAGAAAGAAAAGAAAGUAACUGCGAAAAUAUCAGUUAAAGAUAAAAAAGAGACAGAAGUGGAGAAUGAAAAUGAAGUAAUUAAUAAGGUAUCAGUUAAAGACCCCAAAAAGACAAAAGUGGAGAAAGAAAAGGAAGUGAUUCUUAGGAUAUCAGUUGAUGACUCAGAAAAGAUUGAAGUGGAGGAAGAGAAGGGAGUCAUUGAAAAGAUAUCAGUUAAAGACUCAGAAAAGACAAAAGUGGAGACACAAACGGAAGAAGUUGAGAGGAUAUCAGUUAAUGAUUUAGAAAGGACAGAAAUGGAGAAAGAAAAGCCGAGUAAUGAGAUGAUGUCAGUUAAAGACUCAGACAAGACAGAAGUGAAUAAAGAAAAGGAAGUAGUUGGGAGGAUAUCAGUGACAGAAUCAGAAAAGAGAGAAGUGGAGGAAGAACCGGAAGUCGUUGAGGGGAUAUCAUUUAAAGAUUCAGAAAAGAAAGAAAUGAAAAAAGAAAAUAAAGUUGUUGAGAGGAUAUCAGUCAUUACUACUGCAACUCCAACUAUCCGUAAAGAGACAAACGACCUUAACAAUGCUGAUGAAACUGCAGACAAUCUAGAUAAGCAAAAUACUACAGAAAAACAGAAAGAGGACAGAACAUAUUUAAUUUCUAAAAUAUGUUCAGAAAGAAACAAGGAAUCAGAAGAUUUGGCAAUGACAACUGACAUACAUAUCAAAAAGGAAAUUAAAGAGAUUGAUAUACAAGAAAAUAUUGAGAUCUCGGAAAGAGCAGAUGAAAUGGAAAAAGUCAUUCAGAACAAGGAUAAUACUGAAAGUUCUGAAAAAUCAAAUGCCUCAGAUGAGGAAAAAGAAAAUGUUUUCAUUGAACGGGUUUCAAUCAGCAACAGUGAUUCAGUAAUAUCAAAGAAUGUCAAUGAUAAAAACGAUUGUAUUACCACAACUGAUACUGAGGGGUGUUCACAGAGCAACACCAACUCAUUAUCAUUUAUUGUUAAUGAUGCAAACAGCGAUCUAAGUAACAAAAAUGAAAAUUUGAAUGUAGAGAAAUUUGAACAGAGUGAACUCAACGAAGGAGCCGUUCAAAUAACAGGAGCUAGUGCAAGUUCGAAAGUACUAUAUCAAGACGAUUCUGUAAAAGAAUCAAAAGAACAAGACAUUCCAUUUGCUUUAGAGGAAGACCAAGACCUUGACUGCGAAAUUCCGCUGUGA
This is a messenger RNA of Ostrea edulis (European flat oyster), 2977 nucleotides long. RefSeq names its product histone-lysine N-methyltransferase, H3 lysine-79 specific-like. NCBI's taxonomy places the organism in Eukaryota, Metazoa, Mollusca, Bivalvia, Ostreida, Ostreidae. The transcript has 2 exons. Bases 23 to 2977 code for a protein of 984 amino acids. The record is from RefSeq and is a predicted model, not a curated record.